Molecule: messenger RNA, 708 nt
Organism: Paramecium sonneborni
Lineage: Eukaryota; Ciliophora; Oligohymenophorea; Peniculida; Parameciidae
Source: the annotation of a GenBank genome assembly
AUGAGCAAAGUAAAAAAAUUUAUUGCAAUUUUAUAUUAGAUUCUAGAAGUAUUAAAUAACAUAAAUUUAGAGCAAAGAAUAUUUCAAUUAUGUUUCUUGGACAAAUAAUGGAACUUCUUUUAUGAUUCAUAGAAUAGAUGAUUUUAAAAAAAUAAUUAUAAAGGAAUGUUUUAACUCAAUAAGUAUAGAAUCAUUUUAUAGACAAAUGUGUCUGUAUGGAUUUAGAUUGAAAAAGAAAAAAGGUUUAAAGGAAUACUCACAUCCUAAUUUUAUUUAAGGAAAAUUGUACUUGAAAUAUUAUAAGCAGAUAGAAAAGAGCUAGGCCUAGUUUAAAGAAAAAGGAAGAAUUAUGCAACAUGUGAUGAUAUGAUUAAAGUGAGCAAUACUUUAAAGGAAUAGAUUUAGAGACUAAAAGAACAGUAAUACUCAUUUCUUUAUCAAUUGAAGGUUCAAUAUGAAAUUCAUAAAAUUCUGUCUAAUAAAAUAAAGUAGCUUCUUGAUGUAAAUAUGUAAUAAAAGUGAUUGUAGUAAUUCUAAAAUUAAUAUCCUGAGUUUUGGAAAUAAUAGAUGAGAAUAAUCUUAAAGUUAAUACGAGGAUGUAAACCAUUAUAUGGAGUUCAAACUUCAGCACCUCUUUAUGAAAUAUUAAAGGAUGAAAUGUUAUAAUAAGAAGAUUUUUAUUCUCCAAAAUAAUUGUCAUUUUAGUGA